Messenger RNA from Corapipo altera (White-ruffed manakin), 3405 nucleotides. RefSeq names its product SRC proto-oncogene, non-receptor tyrosine kinase (gene SRC). Lineage: Eukaryota; Metazoa; Chordata; Aves; Passeriformes; Pipridae. The transcript has 13 exons. The record is from RefSeq and is a predicted model, not a curated record. Gene Ontology annotation, biological process: epidermal growth factor receptor signaling pathway; cell differentiation; cell adhesion. Gene Ontology annotation, molecular function: non-membrane spanning protein tyrosine kinase activity; ATP binding; growth factor receptor binding. Gene Ontology annotation, cellular component: extrinsic component of cytoplasmic side of plasma membrane. The coding region runs from base 85 to 1704 and encodes 539 amino acids.
GCUGCAGCGGGAGCUGAGCUGAGCUGGCCGGCGGCACCUCCCCACCCCGCGGCGAGGCUGUAGCCGAAAGCACUGCCCAGGACCAUGGGGAGCAGUAAGAGCAAGCCCAAAGACCCCAGCCAGCGCCGGCGCAGCCUGGAGCCCACCGACAACACCCACCAUGGGGGUUACCCGGCCUCGCAGACGCCCAGCAAGGCGGCAGCCCCCGAUGCCCACCGCACCCCCAGCCGUGCCUUCGGGACCAUGGCUGCUGAACCCAAGCUCUUUGGAGGCUUCAACACCUCUGACACGGUCACCUCUCCGCAGCGUGCUGGGGCGCUGGCUGGUGGAGUCACCACCUUCGUGGCCCUCUAUGACUACGAGUCCCGGACGGAAACAGACUUGUCCUUCAAGAAAGGAGAGCGCCUGCAAAUCGUCAACAACACGAGGAAAGUGGAUGUCAGGGAAGGUGACUGGUGGCUGGCUCAUUCCCUCACUACAGGACAGACGGGCUACAUCCCCAGUAACUAUGUCGCGCCCUCAGACUCCAUCCAGGCUGAAGAGUGGUAUUUUGGGAAGAUCACUCGCCGGGAGUCCGAGCGGCUGCUGCUCAACCCCGAAAACCCCCGAGGGACCUUCCUGGUCCGGGAGAGUGAGACCACAAAAGGUGCCUACUGCCUCUCUGUCUCCGACUUCGACAACGCCAAGGGGCUCAACGUGAAGCACUACAAGAUCCGCAAGCUGGACAGCGGUGGCUUCUACAUCACCUCGCGCACCCAGUUCAACAGCCUGCAGCAGCUGGUGGCCUACUACUCCAAACACGCCGAUGGCUUGUGCCACCGUCUCACCAACGUCUGCCCCACAUCCAAGCCCCAGACCCAAGGACUUGCCAAAGAUGCUUGGGAAAUCCCCCGGGAAUCGCUGCGGCUGGAGGUCAAGCUGGGACAGGGCUGCUUCGGAGAGGUGUGGAUGGGGACCUGGAAUGGCACCACCCGGGUGGCCAUCAAGACACUGAAGCCUGGCACCAUGUCCCCAGAGGCCUUCCUGCAGGAAGCCCAGGUGAUGAAGAAGCUCCGGCACGAGAAGCUGGUUCAGCUCUACGCCGUGGUUUCAGAGGAGCCCAUUUACAUUGUCACCGAGUACAUGAGCAAGGGGAGCCUUCUGGACUUCCUGAAGGGUGAGAUGGGCAAGUACCUGCGGCUGCCCCAGCUCGUGGAUAUGGCAGCUCAGAUCGCAUCCGGUAUGGCCUAUGUGGAGAGGAUGAACUAUGUGCACCGGGAUCUGCGGGCAGCCAACAUCCUCGUGGGGGAGAACCUGGUGUGCAAAGUGGCUGACUUUGGCUUGGCUCGUCUCAUCGAGGACAACGAGUACACUGCUCGUCAAGGUGCAAAGUUCCCCAUCAAGUGGACGGCCCCUGAAGCAGCUCUGUAUGGAAGGUUCACCAUCAAGUCAGAUGUCUGGUCCUUCGGCAUCCUUUUGACCGAACUGACCACCAAGGGCAGAGUGCCGUACCCAGGGAUGGUGAACCGGGAGGUGCUGGAUCAGGUGGAGCGAGGGUACCGCAUGCCCUGCCCGCCCGAGUGCCCAGAGUCCCUGCACGACCUCAUGUGCCAGUGCUGGCGGAAGGACCCGGAGGAGCGACCCACCUUCGAGUACCUGCAGGCUUUCCUGGAGGACUACUUCACCUCGACAGAGCCCCAGUACCAGCCCGGCGAGAACCUAUAGACCUGGAGUUCCUCCUGGCACCAGGGACGCUGCCGUCCUCGCCGCAGGGCACCGAGGGCUGGCCUCCCCACCGAGGGGCUGUUUUUGUGGAGCAGCCCUGGAGCAGGACGGGGCGUUGUCUGCGGAUGCAGCCCGGGGAGGUGCUGGGUCCCCCCAUUGCUCAUUGAGACUUGUGGCCCGUGUGUAGAAGCGGCGCUGUCCCGCUGGAGAGAGGGGCCCACGGGCGCCGGCGGAGCUGGCUCGGGAGGGCGAGCAGAGCAUCUCCUGCCAAGAGACUUGGCUUUUGGGAGACUUUUCCCCCCUACAGCUCUGGGAUGAGCCUGGAGGGAUUGGGGGACGGCAUCACUCCACCUCAGACACAUGGCCCCAGUCUCCUGCACCCCCUUUCUAAAUCAGCACAAAUUUCCCUGCCUCUUCACCCUCUCACUGUCUUCCCCUUGGCACCAGUUCCCCUGAGGAUGCUGGCAGAGACAUUUCACCACAGAAUCGGAAUCACAGAAUGCUGAGUUGGAAGGGACCAGUAAGGACCAGUGAGUCCAGCUCUUAAGUGAAUGGCCCACACGGAGAUCAAACCCACGACCUUGGUGUUAUUGGCUCCAUGCUCUAACCAACUGAGCUAAGCUCAGUGUCAUGAUGGCACAAUCCCUGGCUGGUUCGAAGGGGGUGAUGCGUGGUGACAGCGUGGGAUGGCAGCAGAACUCUGGUGGUCCCUCUGGCCUUGCCAUGACCUCAGUGGCUAGUGGGUUCUGGAACCAUGAAAUGUGACUGCUCGUGGCUCUGGUGAUGGACACUGUCCUAUAGGAGCACCUGGACACACAAUCAAAUCUUCCAGCUGUGUCUGUUCCCCAGGGGACAUGUCUCUCCUCUCCUGGGAGUGGCACAGGGGAUGCUGACAGAGCCCUCGCCCUGUCUGCAGCCAGCCCUGCUGCCCUGCUGUGUUUUCUCCCACCACACACUCCGGGUCUUCCAGCCACCUCCUUGUAAAGUGCCCCUCAGCCUCCACCCCUGGUUCUGCCACCAGCUGUCCCACCAGCAGAGUCCCCCAGGCUGGCCCUGCCACCAAAUCCACUGCCACUGUGGGGGUUGGGUGCACGGCCCAUGUAGCUGUUCAGGGUGUUGGGAGUGUUUUGGGGGAAAUACUUGUCUUUCACAGAUACUUUUGUUCACCUGGUACGUUUUUAGCUGGCUUCCCUUUACCCCUCAUGUCUCAGCUGCCAGGUUGCAGCCCCCAUGCAGCAUCCCAAGCCACAUGCCACCAUCCCAGAGAAGAAUCCUGGGAAGUGCUGUGCCACAUUUGCAUCCUCAUCUCCCCCCUGCUUGCUCCCAAAGUCCUCAGCCGUGUUUCAGAGGUGGGUGACUAUCCCUGCCCAGCUUUGCCCCACACAUAUCCCGUGGGGCCGAUUCCCAGACUCUGUGUGGCAAAUCCCAGUCCCUGCCCUCUUCCACUCAACACCUGCUUGUACAUAACCCUCGAGUGGUCCCCACACCCUCCCAGACCUCGAUUUCAUUGCAUGGGUUGGUUUUCCCCCUCCUGUGGCUGUAUCCAGCUGGAAACCCUUCACUGUGGUGGUUCACAAAGCUUCUCUCCCUCACCUCUUGGGUGCCAGCCCCACUCACUCAGAAGGACCUGGGGGGUCUUCAGAUGCUCUCCUGGGCCAUGGUGGGAUGGGGGCUUGGGGAGUGCUGCAGGGCAGGAGUCCU